AUGCCUGAAAACCAACUCUCAGGUUACGCAGAUCAAGAUUUUGGAGUGUAUCCGAAUCUUACUUACAUUGACAUCAGUUACAAUAAGGUACAAGGGAAACUUUUUGCACAAUGGAGUGCCUGUAAGAGCCUGCAAUCUCUUCUAAUGGCUGGAAACUCAAUCAGUGGCACUAUACCAAAAGAGAUUUUUCAGUUGGACCAAUUAGAAGAACUUGAUCUAUCUUCCAACCAAAUAUAUGGAGAGAUUCCUCCCCAAAUAAGGAAUUUUCGUAGGAUGUCUGCUUUAUCUUUGAGCAGCAACAAACUAUCAGGUUUCCUACUGACUGGCAUUUGGAAGCUGUCAAAUUUGCAAACUUUAGACUUGUCAUCAAACAUGCUUAGAGGACAAGUCCCAUCCCAGAUAGGUGAUUGCACAACCUUGUUGUGUUUAAAUUUGAGCAAUAAUGACUUCGUUGGCAAAGUCCUAUACCAAAUGGGAAAUCUUGAAUUCUUACAAGUUUUUUGGGAGUUGAGUUUUAACUCACUUUCUGGUGAAAUCCCUGCGGAUCUUUGUAAACUCAAAAGCUUGAUAAGCUUGAAUAUGUCUCACAAUAAUAUGUCAGUGGAUUUGAGUCACAAAAAAAGCAUAUGUGGGAGGAUCCAAGGUUUGCAACCAUGCAUUGUCACAACUAUAAAACCAAUUGGAGGAGGUAACAAAAGGAAGGUUGUGAUAGUUGUUGCUACUUCUAUAGCAAGUGCACUGUUUGUUUUGUUUGUGCUACUUUUGAUUCUUGUCAUUCGCGGUAAGAGAAACUUAAGAGCUUUACAACAUAAAGCUACAGUCAGCAGGGAAAAUCCAUUCUCAAUAUGGCACUUUGAUGGCAAAAUCAUGUAUGAUGACAUAAUUGAAGCACCUGAGAACUUUCAUGAGAAAUACUGCAUAGGUGCAGGAGCAUUUGGAAAAGUCUACAAGCUGAUAUUGCGAGGGGAGGAUAAAGUAUUUGCUAUAAAAUAG
This is a messenger RNA of Neltuma alba, 993 nucleotides long. Its product is annotated as MDIS1-interacting receptor like kinase 2-like. Gene Ontology annotation, biological process: protein phosphorylation. The record is from RefSeq and is a predicted model, not a curated record. The transcript has 3 exons. Lineage: Eukaryota; Viridiplantae; Streptophyta; Magnoliopsida; Fabales; Fabaceae. Gene Ontology annotation, molecular function: ATP binding; protein kinase activity; protein binding. Bases 1 to 993 code for a protein of 330 amino acids.